This is a messenger RNA of Fomitopsis serialis, 246 nucleotides long. RefSeq names its product copper fist DNA binding domain-containing protein. NCBI's taxonomy places the organism in Eukaryota, Fungi, Basidiomycota, Agaricomycetes, Polyporales, Fomitopsidaceae. Gene Ontology annotation, cellular component: nucleus. Gene Ontology annotation, biological process: positive regulation of transcription by RNA polymerase II; intracellular copper ion homeostasis; intracellular iron ion homeostasis. The annotation marks the transcript as partial. Gene Ontology annotation, molecular function: DNA-binding transcription factor activity, RNA polymerase II-specific; RNA polymerase II cis-regulatory region sequence-specific DNA binding; copper ion binding. The transcript is spliced from 2 exons. The record is from RefSeq and is a predicted model, not a curated record.
UUCGUCGGUAACAAGAAAUACGCAUGCGAGACGUGCAUCAAAGGCCACCGCUCGUCCACAUGUAAGCACACAGACCGCCCGCUGUACGAGAUCAAGAAAAAGGGCCGCCCGGCGACGCAAUGCGAGCACUGCCGUGAGCUCCGCAAAACCAAGCAGCUGCACGUCAAGUGCAUGUGCGCGUCCAAAAUCGACAACGCGCCCGACGCCGCGGGGCCAUCGACUAUGAGAAAAGGUGAUUUCCCGUAA